GGCUUGCAUGUGAAAUUUUUUGUUCAUCGGAAAAUGGAAAAGACGUAACACUUCAGUCUGUCUUGCGGCGUACCAAAACCCUAAACCCCAUUCCUCUGUCGGUAAUCAAUCGGUCCGUUCCAUUUCUGGCGUCAAUCCUAGAAAAUUCCAAAAUCGCCAAUUCAGUUUGUUGACUUCAAGUCGCGGCAACGGCUUGCCCGAAGCUUUCGAGCAGAGGGUGGAAGAAGGGGGCGGCGGAAGACUGUUUACAGUUGGGAAAGGGGACGACAUGGCAUACGGUGGUGCGGGCUCGGCGAUGACCGCCGGAGCGGCGGCGGCGCCGGCAAUAAGGCAAGUGAAAUUGGAAAAGGAGAGUGAACUUAGAAUUGAAGCCGCCCACGAGACGCCGCUUCGAUUGAGGCUCCUAAACGGUACAGCUGAAAUCUUCGGCACUGAGCUUCCUCGUGAAAUCUGGCUCACAUUCCCUCCCCGCUUGAAGUUCGCUGUGUUUACUUGGUACGGAGCUACAAUUGAGCUGGAUGGCGCCACGGAAACCGACUACACAGCUGAUGAGACACCUAUGGUUAGUUAUGUCAAUGUGCAUGCUAUACUUGAGGGGCGAAGGAUCCAAGCUAAAGCUUCUUCUUCAGGUGACUCUGAACCCACUCAGGGUCCUAGGGUGAUUGUUGUGGGGCCUACAGAUUCUGGAAAGAGCUCAUUGUCUAGGAUGCUGCUCAGUUGGGCAGCAAAACAAGGCUGGAAACCUACUUUCGUCGACUUGGAUGUGGGUCAAGGGGCAAUCACAAUUCCUGGAUGCAUUGCUGCUACCCCCAUAGAGUUGCCUAUUGACCCUGUUGAAGGCAUUCCCUUGGACAUGCCUCUAGUUUAUUUUUAUGGACACACAACUCCCAGUCAAAAUGUGGAAUUAUAUAGAACACUGGUUAAGGAGCUAGCAGAAGUACUGGAGAAACAAUUUACUGGAAACGCUGAAUCUCGUUCUGCAGGCAUGGUGAUCAAUACAAUGGGAUGGAUAGAAGGCGUAGGCUAUGAGCUGCUUCUUCAUGCUAUUGAUACAUUUCAAGCAAAUGUUGUCUUGGUUUUAGGCCAGGAAAAACUUUUCAGCAUGCUGAGGGAUGUGUUAAGGAAUAAGCCUAACGUGGAUGUCGUUAAACUUCAAAAGUCAGGUGGUGUAGUAUCCAGAACUCAGAAACUCCGCCAGAGGUCCAGGAGUUUCAGGAUUAGGGAAUACUAUUAUGGCAUUUCAAAUGAUCUAUCCCCGCACUCCAAUAUAGCAAACUUCAACGAUCUGUUCGUAUACCGAGUUGGUGGGGGACCACAAGCCCCGAGAUCUGCUCUCCCAAUAGGUGCAGACCCAGUUGCCAACCCUCUGAGAGUUGCACCUGUGACUAUUGAUGGUGAUUUGCUCCAUGUCGUCCUAGCUGUUUCAUAUGCUCAAGAACCAGAUCAAAUUGCCUCUAGUAAUGUUGCUGGGUUCAUCUACGUAACUGACAUUGAUCUUCAGAGGAGGAAAAUGACAUACCUGUCACCAACUGCGGGUGAACUACCGAGCAAGUAUUUGGUGAUGGGAACCUUAACUUGGCUCGAGACAUGAGGCGAAACUCCUCGGUUUAGCCCUCAGUACUAACCUUUCCUCCAUGCCUAUGAUGAACUCAGGGUGGCACCAUUUGUCAGAUCUGUGAGUUAGCUGCCUGUCUCCUUUUGAUUGUUGAAUGUGUGGCUUGAUGAAUGUGAACAGUGUAUGCAAAGGGACUAAACACUUCUUCUAAGCUUUAGCGAGACGGCAUCGUGGUGGGAUUGGUAUUGAAUGGUAACCACCGUGGGUACGUCCUCAUCCAUCAAUCUGAUGAUUGAUUGGUCAUUGUGGCCUGUGUGAUGGAAAAACUCGAAUUACGUUUCUGAAAUGUCAGAUGUGAUCCUGAAUGCUACGAACUUGUGACAAACAUAGUCGAUCGAGCUUCAAACCUCCUAGUUCUUUGUAACGUGGACUGACAAUUUCAUUCAUGCGUAUGUCACAAGCACCAUGUAAUCUUGCCUUAAGAAGACCUUAAGCUUUGGUUCCACUUGCUAUGUAGGGGAACUUGUGGAUGCGUACGACCUAGGCUUGACCUAGGCUCGUUCUCUUGAAGAUAAGCUGUCGAGGAUUGAGGUCCUAUGGUUAGAAGGUGCCUGGACGUUUGAGUGGUUCUAUGGCAUGGUCCGUUGGCUACUCUGAAAGGUCUUACAAGUUCUAUUGCGUUGAGCUUGUAGUUCAUUUGAGUUGGUUUUAUGACGAACAUCGUUCAGUCCUACAUCUCAAUUGACUAGAUUUCAUAGCUGAUCUUAUUCUUGGCAAGUCCAAUCUAUAUUCCUUAGUGAUUUUUUUAGCUGUAAAACUAAAAAACUGAGUGAAGUAUGAUUUCUUUUAAUCGUU
Linum tenue is the source of this 2410-nucleotide messenger RNA. The record is from the annotation of a GenBank genome assembly. NCBI's taxonomy places the organism in Eukaryota, Viridiplantae, Streptophyta, Magnoliopsida, Malpighiales, Linaceae.